Messenger RNA from Notolabrus celidotus (New Zealand spotty), 2950 nucleotides. RefSeq lists its product as uncharacterized. Gene Ontology annotation, biological process: proteolysis. The transcript has 22 exons. Lineage: Eukaryota; Metazoa; Chordata; Actinopteri; Labriformes; Labridae. Gene Ontology annotation, cellular component: plasma membrane. The record is from RefSeq and is a predicted model, not a curated record. Gene Ontology annotation, molecular function: metalloendopeptidase activity. Bases 207 to 2651 code for a protein of 814 amino acids.
GAAAAUUCACUUACAAAUAUUUACUUUAUUCUCACAUCACAAGAGCAUCUUUGUUUUCCUAAACCUGUCCAACUCACCUGUUGCAAGCCACGCCCACCGCGACGGACCUGACACAAGCAGAAGGGAAGCAAAGGCACGAUCCUUCAAUUCAUCAAUAGCAAGCAGAUCCUACAUAUGGGGAUGUAAAUAAGUUUGCAACGAAGAUCAUGGACAGGAAGCACGCGUUUUUUAUUUUAUUCUGGCUGUGUUACGUUUAUGGGAUUGAAAACAAAGACAUUUUUCCAUCCAAGUACUCCGUUGUAACUCCUCAGCUGAUUCGAAGAUGGACAAGGAGCGUCAACAGACCAACACAGUCACCAGAAAAUGACGAGGAGGAAAGUAUUUCAUAUGCACUCAACAUCAACAACACAAAGCACAUCAUUCAUCUGCAAAAGAACAGAGACUUUUUACACCCAAACUUUGUCCAGUUUACCAGGGAUGCCGGAGGUAACUACGACUCAUCCUAUCCAAAACAACAUGUUCAUUGCUUUUACCAUGGACAGGUGGAGGGAUAUGAGGAUUCAGUGGUAGCGCUCAGCACAUGCUUCGGCCUCAGGGGUGUGAUCAUCAUUGGAAAUGAAACGUAUGGACUUGAACCUGUGCAGCAGUCUGAAACAAACGACCACCUUCUGUACCCCCUGAAGGAUGAUCAGUCUGAGCCCUUCACCUGUGGGGUCGCCAGGGAGGCAGCAUCAGAGCAAAGCUACGAACCAUUUGAGCCUAGCCAAUCACUGACAAAGUUGCUGAGGAGGAAGCGCAAUUUGCCUCAAACCAGUUAUGUGGAGUUGGUGCUGGUUGUUGAUAAACUCAGGUAUGAUUUAAAAAAAGGAAACCAGACAGCGAUACGACAAGAAAUGGUUGAAAUUGCGAAUCUCCUGGAUGGGUACUAUAAGCAGCUGAAUAUCCGGGUGGUUCUGGUGGGCCUAGAGAUCUUUAAGGAUAAAAACCCCUUCAAGGAUGACGGCACAGCUGGAGAGGUGUUGGGUGAAUUUGUAAAAUGGAGGAAGAAGUUUCUGUUACCAAGGAUCAGGCAUGAUAUGGCUCAACUCGUUGUUGGUCGGUCAGGUCCCUACGGAAACAUAUUAGGAAUGGCCUUUGUGGGGACAGUCUGCUCCGUAGCAACCUCUGGAGGAAUCAACGUGUUCUCCAAUGACAAAGUGCCCUAUUUCUCCACUGUGGUGGCCCACGAGAUGGGCCAUAACCUGGGCAUGAAUCACGACAACAAUCGCUGCGAUUGUAAUGGAGAGAGCUGCAUCAUGGGCGAAUCUGCUAGUGGCUCCACCAAGUUCAGCACCUGCAGUGGACAAGACUUUGAGAACCUGAUCAUUCGAGGCGGAGGGGUGUGUCUGAAAAACCAGCCCUCACCGUCAGAUGUAAUUGGUCCCAUUGAGUGUGGCAAUGGACGGGUGGACAAAGGAGAGGAGUGUGACUGUGGCACACCAGAGGAAUGUCAAACUGACUGCUGUGAUGCUGCCACCUGCAAGUUUACACGCGGGUCAGCCUGUGCUCAGGGGCUCUGCUGUGACAACUGUCAGAUCAGAGUAUCUGGAGCCGAAUGCAGAGCUUCGGCCAACACGUGUGACCUCCCCGAAUUCUGUAACGGCACGGCUGCGUUCUGCCCCGAUGACCACUAUUUAAUGGACGGCAUGCCCUGUCUAAACAACGCUGCGUACUGCUAUGAAGGGCGGUGCCAGACCUAUGAUUACCAGUGCGAACAUCUCUUUGCAGAUCCAGCUAGAAAGGCGGAUGAUACUUGCUUCAUGCAUGCAAACACUCAGGGGGAUAAGUUUGGGAACUGUGGAUUCAACAGCCGACAACAGCCCAUCAAAUGUAAAUCGGAAAAUGCCAUGUGUGGAAAGUUGCAGUGCAUUAGUGUGAACCUCGACGACCCUCCCCCUGGUGCCACAGUCAGCAUCACGGUUGUAAAUGGGAAAAGGUGCAUAAAUGCAGACUUCAACCUGGGCUCAGAUGUGCUAGAUCCUGCCUACGUUAACCCUGGCAGCCCAUGUGCUAAAGGAAAGACCUGUCUGGACUUUGAGUGCGUGAACGCCUCUGCUCUGCUGCCCAACCUAGAUUGUGAUGCCCGGACCACCUGCAACGGUUGGGGGGUUUGUAAUGAAAAAGGGAACUGCCACUGUGACAACGGGUGGGCCCCACCUCGCUGUGACGAGGCAGGGCGAGGUGGCAGCAUAGACAGCAAUCCUGCUCAGAUAGACCACUCCCUCAGAGAUGGCCUUUUGAUCUUCUUCCUGCUGGUUGUACCUCUUCUGAUCCUCCUCAUUCUGGUGCUGCUCUACUUCUUCAAGAGGGAAUAUCUGGACCCAUGUCUGAAGAGACACAAUAAGUCGAGUAAUGUUCAGAACGGAAAUUCAAAUCAACGGUCAACCCAAGAUGUGCAGAGAGCUGCAUCCGUGCAGCCUCCGCCACAGAUUCCUCCUGAUAGGCCUGGAUAUCCUCCAUCUACCCAACUUCCAACUGCUUACAGUUAUGGGGAACUGGAUUAUUGGAACCAAGACCCCGCCCUUUAUCCUAGCUCUUCUCCCUUCGUCGCACAACCUCCAGCUCAUCGGCAGGGCCCCGGAGUGCCCAGACCAAUCCCUCCACCAAACUGAGUCUGCUUUAAUACCUAAAGUUUUUGACUGUAUUGUAUGCAUUAUGCUGCUCAACACUGUAUGAAGAGACAAUUUUGAUACACUGUGAUUAUAUAAAACUCAUUGUUACUUGUUGCAGGCAAAGAUUGAAGGUCCAGUGUGACAUGGUGGUGGACAAAACAGGCAAACGUGUACAUUUGAAAUAUUUUAGAAAUGAUUCAAUAAAUCUUUGUUACUGGUUGUGAUUUUUAAAAGUUUGUCAAAAAUGUAUGCACUUGUUGAUUGUAAUAAAAAAAAAGGUACUUGUCCAUAGCUUCAAA